This is a messenger RNA of Neocloeon triangulifer, 2668 nucleotides long. RefSeq lists its product as uncharacterized. Gene Ontology annotation, biological process: SCF-dependent proteasomal ubiquitin-dependent protein catabolic process. The record is from RefSeq and is a predicted model, not a curated record. Gene Ontology annotation, cellular component: SCF ubiquitin ligase complex. NCBI's taxonomy places the organism in Eukaryota, Metazoa, Arthropoda, Insecta, Ephemeroptera, Baetidae. The transcript has 8 exons. The coding region runs from base 211 to 1980 and encodes 589 amino acids.
AACAAACACCCGGCUUUGUUUUUGCUUGAUAAGCAAAAAGCUAUCACGGGACACUGUCUGUGCGAUAAACGACUGAAGACCCAAGCUGGUCCUGCAUCUGGUGGACGAUUUUCUAAUUCUUAUGGAGAAAUAAAUCUAGCUGUCAACAGCUUUUGGCCAAGGGUCAAGAUCAUAGGGUGAGGUGACCGCCAGUAAUUGUGUGUGCUCAAGAUGGAUGUCUUUGCAGAAGCGCAAAGGGCCGACAAUGACGAUGAGCUUGUUUUUGCAAAAAUGGUAGCUGAGCACGAUGGAACCCGAGAACUUGUCAAUGCAGCCCGAGUUUUGCACUCGAAGGUCUUCAACCUGGUUCCUUUGCAGGAGCUGUGCAUGAGGACCAUUGUUCUGAAUUUGCCGAAAUUCUCAGCAGUCCCUCAGUUGAUAAAGUGUCUUCCUCAAAGACUGAAGUCGAACAUCCUGAUGAGUGUGCAGGACAUGACGACUCGUUAUCAAGCAACUAAUAAUUACUCUUAUCCAUGCACAUGCAAAAAAGUUCAUCACCUGCUUGUUCCAGCCACAGACAAUUCCUCUCUGCAGAUUUUGCAGUUAAAGGAAGGUGAAACAAUUGGCAGCAGCCUUGACUGGCCAAAGGUUGCCAUUCCUCUGAUUUUGAUUAAGCAGCUGAUCAACCCCACCUUGUUAAAGUUCGACUUCACCCUCUGUGGUGGGGACAAGUUCUUUUUUGAUCCUCGAGGAUUGGAUUUGCAAAUUUUGAAAUUUCUUGCGGAAACCCCCGAGGGCAUGACGAGCAUCGUCGACCGGCGCAAAAUGUACUUGUCACCACAUGACCGACCACCACCCUGUUCAGGCAGCUUUGUCAUCGAAUACCUGGAGAAAUUCUCCAACCUUGAGCACCUCGACAUGCCCACCAUUUCAUUCAAGGAUGAGGACGUGGAGAGGCUGAUCAAAAGCUGCCGCAAGUUGAAAAGUGUGACCCUGGUUCAUUCCUCAGCCCUGACCAGUAGAGGGCUGCAAAGUGUGGCUACCUUGCCUCACCUGGAGAAACUCUCCUUGGGAACAAUGGUCUCGAGGGAUUCAAAUUUUCUCGACGCUUUCCGAUUAAUUCCUCACCUCAAGGAAAUCACUAAUUUGGAGGCACAGUCCAACGAUUUUGAUCCUAAUGUUCACCUGGACUUUCGAGGACAGACUUACAGCUUGGAGCGGCUCAACACAUCAGUUGAUGGCUGCGCAGAGCAAAUUCCCACUUGCCUGCCCAAUUUAAAGGAGGUGAUCAUCAGCGAUCCUCAACUGAAUGAAGAUACAAAUUAUCGCUUUCAUGAAGUCGUUCCCUUUCCGCAUGUCCUCAGCCAACUGCCCCAUCUCUCGGCUCUCACACUGGUCGGAACGUACGGAGAAAUUGCUGAAGACUACCUUCUUCACUCGAACUUCAGCCAGUCCGGCCUUGGUCCAAAACUCACCCACGUAACCCUGAUUGAUUGUUACGGCGAAUACACGGACGUGUUUGAGCUCGUCCUCCUCUGCCCCAACCUGCUGUACCUGAAGUUGGAAUGUGACUUCUCUCAAGAACUCCAGACCAAUCCAGAUUCUGUCGAUCCGCAACUUCUGAAGCUGGAGGAGCUGCACCUCUGCUGUCUCCACAGGCGAUUUAACCAAGCCAACCUUUCAAAGCUUCUGUUUGCCCCAAAGCUGCACACCCUUUGCCUGAAGAAUGUCUGGAUCCCUGAAGAGGCCAUCAAGGACAGUUCAGAGCCGGUGUUGCAGAAUCUUGUGCACUUUGACUCAAGUUUUGCACUUGCUAAGCCCGACGUCUACACUCUGCAUGUCACUUUCUUGAAGCUCAUUGUUUUAAACUGUCCAAAGUUGGAAACCGUGAAAUGCUGUGUGGAGCAGCAACGCUUCAAGCCAGACGAGCCAAUCAUUGCACUGGUCGAUGUCUCACCAAAGGUCCGCUGCCACUUCUCUGUUAAAAAUUCCCUCUUCUAAACAUUGCCUUAAUCACUUGAAGAAGAUGAAAAAUAUUUGCAUUCGUCUACUUGUGCCAUACGUUUUCAUUUCUUCGUGGUUAAGUUCUCUACAAAUAUUCAACCAGAAUAAGAAAUUAUCAUUUAUCAUCAAUAUGAACAAAGAUGUGACAAAGUGUUUGAUCAGAAAAGUACUCCUUUGUCAGCUAUAGACUUAUAAUUGCUAACAAGUUCUGAUGGAUUGACUGAAGUUGCAAUUUUACCAAUUUUACAUUAGUGUCUUCUGUAAGGAGUUAAUUAUUAUAAUCCUCUUAUUUUUAUAAUAUUUAUUGUUAGUAAAUUUGGCUUUCAUGUAACCUGCAGUCCCUCCAGAAUCAUGUGUCACUUUUGAGUGCUUUUGAGCAGAUUUGCAUUGCGGUGAAGAAGCUGAUUGCAUAAAUUUUAAUAAUAUUUUAAAACAGAUCAACUGAUUCCGUUUGACUGAAAAUGACAACCAAAUCUGACAAAGUCUGAAAUGCUCAGAAUCUCUUGUCAGCUUUAGUCUUUUAUUGUCGAAAUGAAUUACAAUGAGACUGGUAAGGUGCCAAAAUGAUACUUCAAGUAUCGCAUUUUGAUAUUUUUGCUAUUUUCUGUAUAAAAAUUCUUUUUUUUAAUAAUAAAAAUAUAUUGAUUUAUAGAAAAUUGUAUACAUUCUAAAGAAAAUAUGAAAA